Adineta steineri is the source of this 342-nucleotide messenger RNA. The record is from the annotation of a GenBank genome assembly. Lineage: Eukaryota; Metazoa; Rotifera; Eurotatoria; Adinetida; Adinetidae.
AUGAUUAAAUUUAGUUAUUCAAUUCUUCUGUUAUCGGUUUUAACUUUGGUUUAUUCAUAUCCUCAUUCAAAUAAUUAUGAUCGUUUUCUUGAUAUGUAUCUCAAAGAACGAUCGGCAAUCAUGGAUAAACUGAACCAUGUGAAUUCAAAUGAAGAACAUAUAGUUCGUCGACAAAAUAUGUAUCCACCUAUGAUGCCUAUACAACAAUAUGCGCCACAAAUGCAGCCAGUGUGUCUCCCAAAUAUAUGGACUUGUGGACCGGGUUUACCUCCAUGCUGUCCUGGUCUAAUGUGCUAUGAUGGUAAUGCAAAACGUGGUCGACAUUGUUUGGCUCGUGGCUAA